Miniopterus natalensis is the source of this 1710-nucleotide messenger RNA. It is a transcript of the gene WNT11, whose product is annotated as Wnt family member 11. Lineage: Eukaryota; Metazoa; Chordata; Mammalia; Chiroptera; Miniopteridae. The record is from RefSeq and is a predicted model, not a curated record. Gene Ontology annotation, cellular component: extracellular region. Gene Ontology annotation, biological process: multicellular organism development; cell fate commitment; canonical Wnt signaling pathway. Gene Ontology annotation, molecular function: frizzled binding; cytokine activity.
AUGAGGGCGCGGCCGCAGGUUUGCGAGGCGCUGCUCUUCGCCCUGGCGCUCCAGACCGGCGUGUGCUAUGGCAUCAAGUGGCUGGCCCUGUCCAAGACGCCGGCAGCCCUGGCUCUGAACCAGACGCAGCACUGCAAGCAGCUGGAGGGCCUGGUGUCUGCGCAGGUGCAGCUGUGCCGCAGCAACCUGGAGCUCAUGCACACCGUGGUGCACGCCGCCCGCGAGGUCAUGAAGGCCUGCCGCAGGGCCUUCUCGGACAUGCGCUGGAACUGCUCUUCCAUUGAGCUGGCCCCCAACUACCUGCUUGACCUGGAGAGAGGGACCCGGGAGUCCGCCUUCGUGUACGCGCUGUCAGCAGCCGCCAUCAGCCACGCCAUCGCCCGGGCCUGCACCUCCGGCGACCUGCCUGGCUGCUCCUGCGGCCCUGUCCCAGGUGAGCCACCCGGGCCCGGGAACCGCUGGGGAGGAUGUGCGGACAACCUCAGCUACGGGCUCCUCAUGGGGGCCAAGUUUUCCGAUGCUCCUAUGAAGGUGAAAAAAACAGGAUCCCAAGCCAAUAAACUGAUGCGUCUACACAACAGUGAAGUGGGGAGACAGGCUCUGCGCGCCUCUCUGGAGAUGAAGUGUAAGUGCCACGGGGUAUCUGGCUCUUGCUCCAUCCGCACCUGCUGGAAGGGGCUGCAGGAGCUUCGGGAUGUGGCCACUGACUUGAAGACCCGCUACCUGUCGGCCACCAAGGUAGUGCACAGACCCAUGGGCACCCGCAAGCACUUGGUGCCCAAGGACUUGGACAUUCGGCCUGUGAAGGACUCGGAGCUUGUCUAUCUGCAGAGCUCACCUGACUUCUGCAUGAAGAACGAGAAGGUGGGCUCCCACGGGACACAAGACAGGCAAUGCAACAAGACAUCCCAGGGCAGUGACAGCUGCGACCUCAUGUGCUGUGGACGCGGCUACAACCCCUACACAGACCGCGUGGUCGAGCGGUGCCAUUGCAAGUACCACUGGUGCUGCUAUGUCACCUGCCGCAGGUGUGAGCGUACGGUGGAGCGCUACGUCUGCAAGUGAGGCCUGCCCUGCGCCUCUGGGAGCUCCUGGGGACCCUCAAAGGCCUGCCGAGGUCCACCAAGGGGCCUGGAGACACCCCGUGGAUUUUUGCUUGUGAAUUCCAGAUGCCAGGCAUUGGAGGCAGUUUGUGCUUCCACUUGGAAGCCACCAGGAACAGAAGGAGGGCCGGGACAUCAAAGGAAACUGACAAGAUUAAAAAUAACCUGGCAGCCUGAGGCUCUGGAGUGCCCACUUGCUGCCUUCCAGUCUGGUCUAAGAAGCCAGAGGCAUGGGAUUGGCAAGACUGGUAUGGACUUGACCUUUCACAGCCAGAUCACCAGCCUCCUGGGAAGGAAGGAGGGUCUGCCUGCCCUCACAGAGUGUUCUGCAGGCCCAGCCCUUGAGACCCCCCAGGCCCUCAGGGUCGAGCCUGCUGGGCCCACCACAUGGAACCACUAGCUUGGGUUGUAAAUAUUUUGUUUUGUUUUUUCUUCCUCUGGGAUGUGGGAGCUACAGAAAUAUUUAUAAAACAUAGCUUUUCCUUUGGGGUGGCUUGCCUCAAUUCCUCUUUAUAUAUUUUAUAUAUAUAAAUAUAUAUAUAUAAUGAUCUAUAUUUUAAACAAGCUUUUUAAACAGCUGUAUGAAAUAAAUGCUGAGAGAACCCCA